Molecule: messenger RNA, 1058 nt
Organism: Hyaloscypha bicolor E
Lineage: Eukaryota; Fungi; Ascomycota; Leotiomycetes; Helotiales; Hyaloscyphaceae
Exons: 3
Coding region: 15-866 (283 amino acids)
Cellular component (GO): mitochondrial inner membrane
Molecular function (GO): S-adenosyl-L-methionine transmembrane transporter activity
Source: RefSeq, a predicted model, not a curated record
AACAUUCUCGGGGAAUGGACAUCACAAGCCUGAUUGGAAACGUUGGAGCAAGCGCUACUGGCUCGAUUAUCUCGAAAGUUGUCACGUUUCCCCUUGAUACCAUCGCCGUCCAAUACCAGACGUCUACUCGCCGCCCACUUCUAUCUAUCCCACUGAGAGCAUACUAUCGAGGCAUCGGCGUGACGCUCAUAACUGUGACCCCGGCGACUGCACUUUACCUUACCACCCGUGAGGCCGCCCAGAUCGCCCUCCUCCCACACCUCGGCGAUGGCUCUAUCAAUGACGCGCUCUCGGGUUGCAUUGCGGAGGUUGCAGGUAGUGUGCUCUUCACACCGAUGGAAGUCCUGAAAGCUCGGCUACAGAUCUCUCGCUCUGGUGAAGAAGGCAAACUGCUGUACCAACUGCGUGGAAUUGCGAAGAAGGAGGGAUUUCGGGGGUUCUACCGAGGAUAUGUGAUGGGGAUUGCGAGUUAUCUUCCAUUUAACGUUAUAUGGUGGACCACGUAUGGGAACAUCAGGCGGAACAUGUCGGAGAGAAGCCAUGUAGCCCAAAUUGCAUGCGGAGCGGGGACUGCUGCUAUGGCUUCUGCCGCGUUCAUCCAUCCGUUGGAAUUAGUGAAGACGAGGUAUCAGGUGGCAACCAGCGACACGGUGGUGGCUGCAGGCGCGGUAGCAGGCUCAAGAAAUUCAGAUCAAGAGGGGCUGAGACAGGUUGCUCGAAAUGUGAUGAAGGAAAAUGGGGUCAAAGGAUUUUAUGCAGGCUUCCUCCCGACCUUGUCGCGAAGCGUGCCAAGUUCGAUCAUCAUGAUGAUUGUGUUUGAGCAUUUGAAGGCGGAAAGAAAGGAGAAUGCUGAAUCUGUUUUAUGAGUUGGCCCACAGAGGUACUGACAGUUCAUAGAGGUACAAUCCAAGUGUAGAGAAUAGAAUAUCGAUUCGCAUCGCCAAUCUACCUAUGUCGAUCGAAUUUAUCGAGUGUCCGUUAUUGUGAAAGCGUCUCGACUUCUCGAGAGGGGCAAUCCGCUGGGUGAAGCAUGGGGAACAAAGACGGGGAAAAGGAGU